Molecule: messenger RNA, 697 nt
Organism: Sorex fumeus (smoky shrew)
Lineage: Eukaryota; Metazoa; Chordata; Mammalia; Eulipotyphla; Soricidae
Gene: PTRH1
Product: peptidyl-tRNA hydrolase 1 homolog
Exons: 5
Coding region: 34-678 (214 amino acids)
Molecular function (GO): peptidyl-tRNA hydrolase activity
Source: RefSeq, a predicted model, not a curated record
AGGGGGAGGUCGGAGGCGUUGAGUGGACGUGCCAUGCCGCCGCCGGGCGUGUUCCAGCCGAUGAUUUGGCCCAGUCGGCCCAUGCACGAGUACAUUUUGCAGCCCCGGACCUCCGGGAAGCGGUGGCUGGUGGUCGGCCUGGGCGACCCCGGAGUGGCCGACACGCGGCACAGCGUGGGCAUGGCGCUGCUCGCGCGCCUGGCGCAGCGCCUGGGGGUGGCCGAGAGCUGGACGCGCGACGCGCGCUGCUCGGCCGACCUGGCCCGGGCCUCGCUGGCCGACGCCGAGGUGGUCCUGCUCCGACCGCGGCGACCCCUGCACGCCAACGGGCGCUGCGUGUCCCGGGCCGCGGCGAUGUUGGGGCUGGCCCCCGAUGAGGUCUACCUGCUGCACGACCAGCUGGACAAGCCCCUGGGGAAACUGGCGCUGAAGCUGGCCGGCAGCCCCAAGGGCCACGAGGGAGUCCGGUCCUGUAUCAGCUGCCUCAACUCCAGCCUCAUGCCACGGUUGCGGGUGGGCAUCGGGGGCGCCCAGCCGCCAGAGGACGUGCAGACCUACCUGAUGAGCCCCUUCUCGCCGGAGGAGCAGGAGCAGCUGCCCCAGCUGCUGGACCGUGCUGCUGACCUGCUCCUGGACCACCUCCAGGAACGCGGCCAGGCGGUUCCGCUAAACCCCUGAGCCCACAGCUGCAAGCAGA